Messenger RNA from Telopea speciosissima, 1850 nucleotides. Its product is annotated as tRNA wybutosine-synthesizing protein 5. The record is from RefSeq and is a predicted model, not a curated record. Gene Ontology annotation, molecular function: 2-oxoglutarate-dependent dioxygenase activity. The coding region runs from base 87 to 1691 and encodes 534 amino acids. The transcript is spliced from 15 exons. Lineage: Eukaryota; Viridiplantae; Streptophyta; Magnoliopsida; Proteales; Proteaceae.
ACAGGUUGUGUAAGAGGAGUUCUUGGUAGUUCUGAGUUCUGACUUGGGCGACUGGGGUAAAGUGUGGAAGAAACCAAGUAAAGGACAUGGAUGAAGCUCUGCGAAUCCAACAAUUCAACUCAAUUCCUUCGCCUGAAGUUUUCACAUCCCAGAUUGAAUCGAGAAAUGCACCUGCGGUAUUUCACGGCUGCAUCAAGGAUUGGGAAGCCAUUUCCAAGUGGAAUCCAUCUAAUACCGGACUCGACUAUUUACUGGAACAAGUAGGAUCCUCUGUUGUUGAGGCCAUGCUGUCCAGAUCAGCACCAGUUUUCUAUGGUGAUCUUAGAAGCCAUGAGAGGGUUCAAUUGCCAUUCUCGACCUUCAUCAUCUCUUGCAAACAGCUUCUCCAAAACGCAGAUGAUGGUUCUGUUGUUUGUGUUGAAUCAGAAGACCAUGGGUUGACAGGGUCAAACAGAGAGCAAGACACUUAUCAACUUUAUUUAGCACAGGUACCAAUUUUAAAUAUGGAGAAUCAGGAGAGGUCUCAGCUUGAAAUUCUGAAAGAAGAUAUUCAAAUGCCUACUUUCUUGGAGACAAAAGCAGUAGCAUCUAUCAACAUAUGGAUGAAUAAUUCAAAAUCUAGAUCCAGUACUCACUAUGAUCCACAUCAUAACCUUUUAUGUGUAGUUGCUGGAUGUAAAAAAGUUUUUUUAUGGCCUCCUUCAGUGAGUCCAUCGAUGUACCUAAUGCCUAUUUUUGGAGAGGCUUCAAACCAUAGUUCUGUCAGUCUAGAAAACCCAGACUUUUCAGUUCAUCCAAGAGCAAAACACUUGAUGGAGUACUCACAAACUGCCAUUCUUUGUCCGGGUGAUGCACUUUUCAUUCCUGAAGGAUGGUUCCAUCAAGUGGAUAGUAAUGAUUUGACCAUUGCUGUUAACUUUUGGUGGCAGUCCACGACAAUGUCUAGCAUGUCAGAACACAUGGAUGCAUAUUAUUUUCGUAGAGUAUUAAGAAGAUUGAUUGACAAAGAAAUGAAUCAAAUGUUACAUACGAGUUCAGUUGGUAAGGGGAACCCUGAAAGACAUGCAAAUGAGCUGCAUGAAAAUAAAAAUGCAGGCCAUCAUAUGGACGAGCACUCUGGAAGCAAGGAUUUGAAAGGGAAGAACCAAAAGCAGAUCAUGUUGGACCAGCUAGAGCCCCCUACACUCCAAGCUCUUCAUGAGCUUGUAUCUUUAGUUCAUGAGAAUGUUAAUGUUGCUAGUCAAAGUGGACCUGAGGAAUCCACCUCUGAUAACAACGCAACAGUCAAUGUGAAGGGUGAAGACAAGAAGCUUGUGACAGCUAAUUUAUUUCACUUGGAUGAUGAUCCGGUUGCUAAAAUCCUUCGGAACCUUGAACCACUUGUGCUUCAGAAUAUCUUGCAGGCUUUGGUGCAUAAUUUCCCGAGGACAUUAGAGGCUCUAAUCCUGCAUAUGCUUUCACCUGUUGGGUCAGAAGUACUUACACAAAAAUUUGAUGAGAUGGACCAACAGACCAUAAAAGAAGAAAGGGAUGAGUUCUACCAGGCAUUUUACAGCAUAUUUGAUGAUCAAUUUGCUGUGAUGGAUUCAAUUUUAAAUGGGAAAGAGCAAUUUGCUCGCCAGGCAUUGAGGAAUGUCUUGGAUUUGUAUGUUGGAGCGAAAUAUGAUGGAUCAAAUCGGUCGGCUGAGUGAGGUGCCAUAGCUUUUUGACACCUGCUAUACUGAUGUGAAACUGAUUACAGCACUGCUUGACCUGUAUUUCAUAUUUUCAGAUCAGUCCCUUUUGUUUGUACCAGAUACCACUCUGUUAAACAUUGUCAGUUUUGUAGAAUAUAAUGAAUUAACAACUCU